AAGGACAGCGCAGAGCACGUAAAUGCGCCAACCGUGCCAAACUUGGAUCUAAUUCCCCAGCAACUCGUUUUUGCUUGUUGUUUGUAAGUAAGAAAUGAAAUUACCGUACUGGUAUUUAGAGUACAGACUAUCGUCAUAACAAAGAGUGCAGACCGUCGCCGUAACUGAAGCGUACAUUAUUAAGCGUAUUUUGUAACAUAGCAAAGGAUAUGUGCCAGAAGUACACAGACCUGCUGUCACUGACCCGUUAUCUCAGUGAAGGAAACUCGAUACCAUGCAUUCCUCCUAUUAGCGGAAGCUUCGAGCUACAAAUUCCUUUCUUCGGAUUAUCUCACUUAGCAGCUUAGGGCUGAUAGAUGACUGUUCCGACAGUACGGUCAGUUGAUUUAAGGAAUUUAUAAUGUGCUGUAACAUGAUUUAUAAUGUGCUGUAGUAGGCUUGAUAUGAAGCUAAGCCCCAGACAAUAAGCUUUGAGACAAUGAAGAGAAACGAGUAAGGUACAGUGUCAGGUAGUUCAAUACAUUGCGUUGAUUCUUGCUUGAAUGAGACCUUUAGCGACUUGUCGUCGAACGGCUCGUUUUCGCUCGAGGCCUUUGUUUGUUUUGGGUAAAGCUGUCUCGGUGGUGCGGGCCUGUCUUGCGCGCCUAAUUGCUAAAGGCAGCUAGUAAGACGUUGCAUUUGCUCUAGACAGUUUGUAGGGGUGGCUGACUUGGUUCGUAGCAUGCUUAGAUCGAAGAGAGUAACUUGUUCACGGUGACGUGGCAUGGACAUGAUCAACUUUAUCAUCAGAAAAGGAAAGAAGAAUGACAAGAAACCAAUAGUCGAAGAAAAAAAGCCAUACCUGGACCCUGAACUGUUUAAGCAAUUACCCGGACACGUUGAUAUAAGAAAAGUGGUCACCAAACCGCGAAAUAUAGACGAGCGAGAGUGGAUAGCAACUCACGCCAUCGCCCUUUUCCACAAUAUUAAUCAACUGUACGGGACGGUGUCGGAGUUUUGUACAGCUGACACUUGCCCCAUCAUGCAAGGACCAGGACAAAAGCAAUACGCGUGGGUAGAUGAACGAGGGAAGAAACUGAAAUGUACGGGACCUCAGUAUGUUGAUUACGUCAUGACUUUCUGUCAGAAAUGCGCGAGUAAUCAAGAUCUGUUCCCUACUAAAUAUGCCCAAACUUUCCACGAGUCUUUCUACUCGGAGAUCAAGAAGAUCCUUCGCUUCCUCUUCCACGUCAUCGCGCACAUGUAUUACUCGCACUUUGCUCGCUUAAAACAAAUGGACAUGGUCGGCUAUCUGACCACGGUGUUCAAACACUUCACUUACCUGGACAGAGACUUUCAUCUCGUCGAUCGUCAAGAGACUUCGACCAUGGACGACCUAGUUGAGGCGAUGGGUCUGUUUAAGCCCAUGCCCUCGUCGAGCGAGACUUCUGUCACAGAACGCACGACUGGUGCUUGUUCAGCGGCCGAGUCGCCAUCGCCCAGCGGGAAUCGUACGCAGCAGACCCCGACUCACUUCCAUCAGCAACAAAUGAUGCACCUCCCGCCACGCAACAACGGAGCACCGAUGAGCAUCCGAAAUUUUCAGGGUUGGACGCCGACGUGAGGAGAUUCUCAUGUCUUGCUGUCUUUUGCGUGGAAGUGAAGGAGCCGCUGAGUCGUGCGCGUACAGCGGCAGCGACAGGUCAACAGAUCACAAAACACGGUGCUCGAGCCAUCCAAAGUCUGUUCUGUUAGAAGAACACUUGCCUCAUGCUCCCUAGCUGGAGAUUUUAGCUUUGCAAUUGCGUCCAUUAAUCGGGAAAAUGAUGGCCAAUGUAAUCGACCAUCUCUACAUUAAUGUCUUCCAGAAAAUUCUAUAGAAUGUCGCUUAAAGUAUUGUUUUUAUCUGCAAGCAGCUGAUGUAGCUUACUCAUUUGCCACAGCUGCAGCAAUACAGAGGGAAAAUCUAUUAUAUUAUCGGUGCCAUUAAAGUGACGACCCCGCACACCACAUCGUCGUCGAUGUGACACUUAGCCCAAUUUUUAUCGACUUUCUACUAUUUAUUCUUCUGUAUUGUUGUGUAUAGGAAAUAGUCGAGGUCGAGCGCUUUAACGUUUCUGUAGCCGCAUCAGUUUAUGCACAGUCAUGUAAUGUUUACAUUUGUCAAAGAAACAUGCCCCAGUAGACGUGUGUUUACCUUUAAAAGAGAUAUUGAACACCCAGCCAACAACCGGCAAUUUUUAAUGCAUUAUUUGGCCGUUUUAAAUGGCAGUCCGAAUACGUUAAGCGUAGUUUCGACCACGACACUUAUUCCUAACGAGAGGCACUGCAGAUUCGGUGCCCAAGUUAGCAUACACACAAACUGCAAUACCUGACGCAUAAGCUUUUUGUUCCAAGUGCGCCGUCCAACGCCCUUGCACUUGCUGUUUCCACUGCGCCAACGCUUUGUUACUUCCGUUUUCAGCCGCCGUUUUUGUCGUUACUAUAUUAUUAUUAUUUUGAAGAAAUAAAACACUGUUUUAACACAAGA
Ciona intestinalis (vase tunicate) is the source of this 2509-nucleotide messenger RNA. NCBI's taxonomy places the organism in Eukaryota, Metazoa, Chordata, Ascidiacea, Phlebobranchia, Cionidae. The record is from RefSeq and is a predicted model, not a curated record.